This is a messenger RNA of Manihot esculenta (cassava), 917 nucleotides long. Its product is annotated as probable protein arginine N-methyltransferase 1. The transcript is spliced from 5 exons. NCBI's taxonomy places the organism in Eukaryota, Viridiplantae, Streptophyta, Magnoliopsida, Malpighiales, Euphorbiaceae. Gene Ontology annotation, cellular component: nucleus. The annotation marks the transcript as partial. Gene Ontology annotation, molecular function: protein-arginine N-methyltransferase activity. The record is from RefSeq and is a predicted model, not a curated record. Gene Ontology annotation, biological process: peptidyl-arginine methylation.
AUUGUUACAGUUGUAACGGUUUUGAAGGGAAAGAUUGAAGAAAUUGAGCUACCAGUUGCUAAAGUAGAUAUUAUAAUUUCAGAGUGGAUGGGAUAUUUUCUAUUGUAUGAAAAUAUGUUAAACACGGUCCUCUAUGCACGAGAUAAAUGGCUUGUCAGUGAUGGAAUUCUUCUACCAGACAAAGCUUCCCUUUAUUUGACAGCCAUUGAUGAUGCAAACUACAAAGAAGAUAAGAUUGAAUUUUGGAAUAAUGUGUAUGGCUUUAACAUGAGUUGCAUCAAGAAGCAAGCCAUCAUGGAACCUCUUGUUGAUACUGUUGAUCAGAAACAAAUUGUCACAGACUGCCAGCUCCUCAAGAUUAUGAAUAUCUCUCAAAUGGUUUCUGGGGACGCUUCCUUCACAGUUCCUUUUAAGCUUGAGGCUGAGCGGGAUGAUUACAUCCAUGCCUUGGUGGCCUACUUUGAUGUGUCAUUUACCAAAUGUCACAAGUUAAUGGGCUUCUCUACAGGGCCAAGAUCACGGGCUACACACUGGAAGCAAACGAUUCUGUACCUAGAAGAUGUGUUAACUAUAUGUGAAGGGGAAGUCUUAUCUGGGAACAUGACUGUCGCACCGGACCAAAAAAAUCCUCGCAACAUUGAUAUAAUGAUCAAAUAUGCAUUGAAUGGGCAGCGGUGUGUGGUCUCAAGAACUCAAUAUUAUAAGAUGCGGUGAAGUAAUCUACAUGUUAUUCAAAAUUCAAAGCACUAGUGGCAAAGGUGAUGCUUAACCACAACUUCUAUCUAGUAAGUUGAUUUCUAUUUGGGAGCUGAGUGUAUUUCUUAUUUCUCUCUGUUCAAGAAUUGAGAGAGUUGUGGGCUUGGCUUCCCUUACAUGUAUCUUGCCUGCAAUUUUUGGCAAUCCCCUUUUACGUAUUU